Dalotia coriaria is the source of this 1466-nucleotide messenger RNA. RefSeq lists its product as uncharacterized. The record is from RefSeq and is a predicted model, not a curated record. Bases 88 to 1257 code for a protein of 389 amino acids. The transcript is spliced from 4 exons. NCBI's taxonomy places the organism in Eukaryota, Metazoa, Arthropoda, Insecta, Coleoptera, Staphylinidae.
AAUCUUUUAACCUAUAAGUUCGUGUUCUUCGUUUUGUGAGUAAAUUUCCAUUGUACACAUCUUCUCAGUGCUGUACUUUGAAGUUUAAUGAUGGAUAUGUCAAUGGAUAUCGAUUGUGAUGACAUUUUGAAGGACAAUCUAUUGAAUAACUUCCUAUCGUGCAAGUUGAAGAGUGUUCAAGAUGCGAAUCAACAGCUACGCACUACAAUCGCCGACGCAAAGUGUUCCAUUGUCGAGGCGGAGGCCGUGAAAAGCGACAAAGAUAGGUUAAUUGUACGCUCGGUGUGUAAGCGCUACCACAAUGGCAAGUGGUGCUUUAUUGUAGAUGUCGCCACUCUAGAUUCCACAAUAAUGUACAAGGACUUCGACGUGUCAUUGAAAUGGUCGCCGAUAAUUGCACCACAGUACACGCUAACGAUCUACUCGAACGAUGUGAAAAAGUUCGUAACGCCAGCGAAAAUAGCGACCGAAAUACGCGUUAUCGUCGCAUUUGAAUCGAUAACGUUUGCGCGACAGAAAAAAUACACCGCAGAAGUCGUCCUGUUCUACGCGGCGGAUGAUAACAUAUGCAGCCUGCAGCUGGGCGCGUUUUGUAUCAGCGCCGCGGAGAUGAACAGCGGCGCGCACGAAAUUAAAAACAUACAUUUAAUUAACGGCCGCCGAGAGGAUAUGCUCGCGGCGGUGGCCUGCAGCGUCGAGAUAGAACUCGCGAUGACACUGCCAAUGGGCGUCCUCAGAGAUUACUUAGUCAUUGACUGCAUGUUCCGAGAGGUUGUGCUUGACACUAACAAAUGGUUUCUGCUCAAUGCUAACGCAGAACACUUGAAUGGAUGUCUUUUAGUUUAUCACUUUGAUGAACAAGAUGAAAUUAAUUUGGUGAAGUUAUAUGUCAGGGACAAAGUACAUUUACACAGCGUCCUCCACCAUUUGCAUUCGAGCAUGAAAGGCGUAACAAUAAUGUCUUUGAAAUGCAAAUCGCAGUUGGUGAAACCAAACCGCGAUUGUGAGGAUGAGAUUUUCUCGUCGCAGGCAUACUUGCAAUCGCAGGCGCCGAAACGCGUCGAUGCGAGCGUGGAAAAAUUCGCCGAAUCCCUCCAUCGACAAAUUGAUAGCGUUAUCGAUUUUCAUCGGAAUGUUGUCGGCAAUAAGGAAAUUUCGCCGGAAUGCGACGUGACCGAGCAAUAUCACGCCAUGCGAAAUUCCCUAACACAGCACGAAUCGACUACUGAUUUGCUCUACCAACACCUUUCGAAAUAAAAAUAAACAAACACGAAGUACUUACAAAAAUGGAAAACAUUUAUUAUAUACAUCAAAUACAAAAUACAACAUGUCGUAAAGAUAUAAAAAUUAAUAAUUAUCGAUUAUUAAGUAACUAUUUUUUUAAUUUAAAUUACUUUUAUUGUGGUUGCAUUGUCACGACGCCAUUAGUUCCAGUUUUUCAAUAAUAACUCAAAAACUAUUUGAUA